AUGAGUGGAAGUUGGUUCAGCCUGCGGUUGUCUGAUCACCGAGGGGGAGACAUGCUAGCAGGCGGCCGGGGCCGGCGUAGGAGGAGAGAUGAGGAGUAUGACGAGCCUGAUGAGAGGCCGGAGCUGCAGGCAGAGAGACGGCCAGGGGAUGAGCAGGAGGACGAGGAGCUGGAGAUCAGUGUGUACACCAAAAGGAGGCAGAGUCCGGAGGAGGAGGAGAGGCUGGAGAAGGAGCACUUCUGGAAGAUCAUGAACGCCUUCUCCUGGUAUAGAACACACAUCUAUGAACGUGUGACCCGAGCAGAGAAUCAAUUUCAGUGUCUUCCUAAAUAUCAACAAAAAAUGCUCCCACACUUCUUCUCUAACAUGGAUAAAUUGCGCAGAUGUGCAGAUCAGAAUCAGGAGAUCUUGCAGAUGAUUGUGAAUGACUGCACACGCAUGUUUGAAAACAAGGAAUAUGACAGUAAUAGCCACAGAAAACUGAGCCCUGCAUCCAGCUUCGAUAUGGACAAGCUAAAGUCCACGAUAAAGCAGUUUGUACGUGAUUGGAGUGAAGAGGGCAAGACGGAAAGAGACUCAUGUUAUCAGCCUAUCAUAGAAGAAGUUUUAAAGUCUUUUCCCAAAGAGAAAUGUGAUGUAUCCCAAAUUAGCAUCUUAGUGCCUGGUGCAGGACUUGGAAGACUGGCUUGGGAAAUCGCAAGACACGGUUAUGCAUGCCAAGGAAAUGAAUGGAGCUUUUUCAUGCUUUUCUCUUCUAACUUUGUAUUGAAUAGAUGUUCACACGUUAAUGCUUUUAAACUUUAUCCUUGGAUCCAUCAGUUUAGCAACAACGUGAGAUCGGCUGAUCAAGUAAGACCUGUUUACUUUCCUGAUGUCAAUCCUCAUGAUCUCCCAACAAAUUCAAAUUUUUCCAUGACUGCAGGAGACUUCCAGGAAAUAUAUUCAGAUAACAAUACAUGGGAUUGCAUAGCAACAUGUUUCUUUAUAGACACUGCUCACAAUGUUCUGGACUAUAUAGAGACAAUCUGGAAAAUUCUCAAGCCAGGUGGCCUAUGGAUUAAUUUAGGACCUCUUCUGUAUCACUAUGAAAACAUGGCUAAUGAACUCUCUAUAGAACUGAGUUAUGAGGAUAUCAAAAAUGUUAUAUUGCAGCAUGGAUUCCAAAUACAGGCUGAAAAGGAAUCUAUGAAUACAACAUACACUGCAAAUAAUUUAUCAAUGAUGAAAUACUGCUAUGACUGCGUGUUUUUUGUGGCUCAGAAACCACAGUAG
Staurois parvus is the source of this 1272-nucleotide messenger RNA. The record is from the annotation of a GenBank genome assembly. NCBI's taxonomy places the organism in Eukaryota, Metazoa, Chordata, Amphibia, Anura, Ranidae.